Molecule: messenger RNA, 747 nt
Organism: Penicillium angulare
Lineage: Eukaryota; Fungi; Ascomycota; Eurotiomycetes; Eurotiales; Aspergillaceae
Product: SUR7/PalI family protein
Exons: 1
Coding region: 1-747 (248 amino acids)
Biological process (GO): fungal-type cell wall organization
Cellular component (GO): plasma membrane; cell cortex of cell tip
Source: RefSeq, a predicted model, not a curated record
AUGCGGGUGAACCUAACCGCAUUCUCGACAACGGACGUUCCCCAUCUCCGCCACGGAUUGUCGGUCGGUAGCCUGGACUCUACCGCAGUGACAUCGGAUAUCACAAGUGUGGGGAGCGGAGUGGCCGGCGCGGCGGAGACCCACGCGUCGCAGGCCUCUUCGGCCGCCCAAGAGGCAGCCAGCGAGGCCAGCAAUUCCAUACAGCACAUAUCCGACGAGCUGAAAUCCCACCUACCGGGAUUCUAUUCCGUCGGGCUCUUUGGAUACUGCCAGGGACCGGGCGAGAAAGCCACGUAUUGCUCAAAGCCCAGUACGUCGUUCUCUUUUGACAUCACCAAGUUGUUCGGCGAAGCGGCCUCAGAAGUGUCGGAGUUGAUCCCGGGCAUCGAGAACAAGGCGUUGAGUGGAUACCGCUCCGUCUCCCAGUGGUCCAUUUCCGCCGAUAUCCUCGGGCUCAUAUUUACGUUCGCCGCAAUCGUUUUCGGGGUGACAACCCUGACAAUCUCAUGGGGCAAGACGUGCCUCGUACUCUCUCACCUGGCGGCAAGCAUUUUCGUUGCUGGCGUGGCUAUCGGCUCCACAAUCAUAUACGGCCUUAUGACGAGUACGGUCAAGGCGGUGCUCAAAGACUUUGGAAUCCUCGCGAGCUUCGGCGCACAUACCUUCACGGCAGCGUGGCUGGGGGUGGCAUUCUCCGUUGGUGCUUUGGUGGCUUGCGCCAUUGAACUUUUUUGUUGCUGCAUCUAG